Sinocyclocheilus anshuiensis is the source of this 1467-nucleotide messenger RNA. RefSeq lists its product as uncharacterized. The transcript is spliced from 9 exons. The record is from RefSeq and is a predicted model, not a curated record. NCBI's taxonomy places the organism in Eukaryota, Metazoa, Chordata, Actinopteri, Cypriniformes, Cyprinidae. Gene Ontology annotation, molecular function: protein binding. The coding region runs from base 16 to 1134 and encodes 372 amino acids.
UAUGAAGUGUCCUACAUGCCCAUCAAACAGCCCUCUCUGAAGAUAACCAUCCACAUCACUCAUCUCAAGGUAGUUGUUCCUGUAAGGUCAGAGGAGUAUGAGGUCUCUGUUUGUGCCUUUAACAGCGUGGGAUGCUCACCGCACCGCCGGCUCACGGUCGACGCGUCUCGGACUCACGAUGUGCCGGCGCUGAAGAGUCUCUGGGUUUAUCCCGACGGUCCUUCACUGCGGAUCUGCUGGGAACACGAGUUCACCGCGGUAAACGUCAGCGAGUUCGCCAUCGAAUGGAGCGCCGCGACCGAGCGCGAGCACAGACGCUGGGAACGAGUCACUGGAUCCACCUUUACAGCCCCUCUGCCAGGCAUUGCAGCGCAGCAGAUGUACGUCAUCAGCGUGUUCCCCGUCUACGAGUCUCUCUGCGGGCCGCCGGCCUCCAUCUCUGCGGAUCUACAACACGGCGCUCUGCUGGAUCUGGUCCGGUUCCGUCUGGUGAACGUGACGAGCUCGUCUGUGGCGGUGCAGUGGAUCUGGCAGGAGGCCACGCCCAGCGUUAGCGUGCUUCGGUACCGACUCGUGUUGAACGGGCCGCUUGAGACUCGGACUCUCACAGUCUUUCCUGACAAACGGCAACACUCGUUCCUCCGGCUCCAUCCAAACACGAGAUACUCGAUCCACAUUCACGGAGAAACCACAUCCGGGAACUUCUCAAAGGCCAGUCUGGACGUCAGCACGCUGCUUCUGGAUUAUGAUGAGAUGCUGAGGUUUGCCGUUCCAGUGCUUCUCCUGCUUCUCGUUUUGGGGAUGUUCUCUGUUUUGACGAGGACCAUGUGCAGGGAAUAUUUCUUCCCCUUCAUCGCCAAUCCGAGGUACAGUCUGAUCGGACGCUGGCUCCUCGAGCCACAUCUUCAGGGCAGCGGCUCGAUCUGCACGCUGAAGCUGGAGCGUGUGUUCCCGCCGGAGAAGAGCAUCAUACAGCUGGAGCGCCGCGUGUCUUUGGUGUCUGAUCAUGAAGACGUGCUUCCACUGAAGAUCUGUGCGAGCGCUGAAGAUACGGCUCUCGCUCCCUCCAGUCUGCCGGAGUACGUAGACUUACCCUUAAUACCCGAGAGCUCAGGCUAUGUUCAGACUGGAUGAAUUGAUCUCAUGUGAGCGUCUCAGAAUGACUCGCCUGCGGUUUCUGCAUUCUUAAAAAAAAAAUGUAAAAAUGCAUGUUUUUUAGUAAAGGAAUGAGACUUUGAAAAUGCUUUAAGAGCCUCAAAAUACACUUUUUCUGAUUUUUUACAUGGUUUUUUUUGUGAUAUACUGUAACACGUUUUGUGUUCAGGUCAUUUUCGACUCGGGGAAAACCAUUAGGUGUCAAAAAUACUUUUUGUAAAAUUGGCUAUGAAAUUAUAUUGUCAAAACACUUCUGUAAAAUAUAUUCUCCAGAUGUUAACUGAUGGACUGGAGUGCUGUGGAUUAUUGUGA